AUGGCCGGCAGGGACGCGGACGACGAGGGUCCCACGCGGAGGGGCGGCGCGGCGAGGCUUUCGGGGGCCCCCGGCGGGCGGGGAGGCGAGGCAGCCGUCAGCCGCCCCGAGCCGCUGUCCACUGCUGAAGCGCCGGCCGAGGGCGCCGCGCUGCCCGCCUGGAUGCGCCUCUACUUCUACGGGAUGCACGGGAUCACCCUGGACGUGCUCUUGUCUGCGGCGCGGCGCUUCGUUCGCAGCCCCGACCUCCGGAUGCUGGGCUUCUCCUCGCCCUACCACUGCCUCCUGCACUCGCUCACCCACUUUGCCCUGGAGAAGGUCUACCUGCAGCAGCGGCGCUGCCCCAGCGCCUUCGUCUUCAAUUUCCUCCUCUACCCCUCGGCCCACGUGGGGCUGCAGACCCUGGCGGGCGCGUUGCUCAGCCAGGGCGGCGGGCCGGGGGGCGCAGCGGCGCCGGGGGCGCUGGACCUGGCGCUGCAGUACGUGCUGGCGCUCUACCACUGCCAAGUGUUCCUGAAGCGCUUCCUGCGCUUACGGUACCAGCCGCGGCAGCAGCAGCAGCAACAGCUGCUGCGGGGCGCGCCCCCCGCCCCUGCAGGCGCCCGGGUCCCUGCGGCAGCCGGCGGCCGGCGGCGGAGACCUCGCGGCCCCAGGGGCGCCGGGGGAGCCCCCAGCCAGGGGCUGCCGGACCUGCUCCGCUUUCUUUUCUUCGGAAUGCACGGCUUUUUGGAUGAGAUUUUCUUCACAUUCUUCUUUAACCUGCUGGGCCAGGGGGACGGGACAAGCAGCGGCCACACGUCUCUCUGGUCCUUCUUUAUGUACGGCAGCUGCAGUUUCGUGGUGGAAAAGCUCUACUUCCACCUCCACUACAGUCGGGGCUGGGGCACCUGGAAGCGAGUGCCCUUCUACGUGAUCUUCAUCUACGCGUGGGAGUUGUCCUGGGGUCUGGGACUCCGCACUUGGGGCGCUUGUUCCUGGGACUAUUCUCACUAUCCGCUCAAUUUCAUGGGCCUUAUCACCCUGAUGUAUUUACCUGGUUGGAUAUUCCUUAGUGUGUACCAGGACCUACUUUCCAACGUGUUGUGGCAGGUGCAGUACGUACCAACUAACUAAGACCAAAAAAAAAAAAAAAAAAACAGUCACUGGAUUUCCAUGAAUGAAUGUGAUUUAUUUUUACACACUUAAAACGCGGUGAGGUUUUCUUGGUUUUGUUUUUGUUUUUUAGCCUUUUAAUUUUUAUACAUUUUACUAAACUUUUUCAACCUGUUUUAUUCGAUAUUUUAGUUUUUCUAUUUGGAAUUUCUGCAUAAUACUACAAUACUUUGAAAUAUUGCUGGAAACAUAACUCAAAGUACUUAACUCGUCAAUAUUUUAAAACCCUCACUAGCCCAAACAGCAAAACCAUCAUACCUUAACAUCGAAAAGCUGUAGUAUUCACUUAUUUGGGUGGGGGCAUAGCCACUGAUUUUUCUUUUUCUUUUUUUUUUUUUAAGUGAGGAAGUUCUUCAACUCAGAGACCAGUGAUUUUUACAAGAUUUGGUGAAAUUUUCUGAUUUAAUGAUUUGUUUACUUUCUUUUUAAUCCAGUGUCAUUUUAAUUCCUUGCCAUAUUUACCAAUGACUGCUGAAAACCAGUCUUGUACUCCUGAGACUACAGUUAAUAGCUCUUAAAGUGCCUCUGUCUAGCACACAAAUGAAAAGAGACUGACAAAUUUGAAAACACAUGCUAUGGAUCCAUUUUUAGAUAAGAAAUCUUUUCUAGCAACUCAGACAGGUAACACUGUGUUAAGAUAUUUGAUCUCCAUCCUGGGAAUGAUUGCUUUCCUAUGUGGGUUAGCCUUAAAUGCCAAGUGUGUUAACUUUAAUCAGAUCCUGUGUCAUCUUUGGCUGUAAAUUUUUGUCCCUGUGCAAUAAUGUAACAUGUUUACUUUACGUGUACAAGGGCCAAGCAAAAUUAUACCACCCUCAGUAGGGUUCUAACCAUAAAGACUCUUUCCUACAUGGGGCUUCAAGAGUGAAACAGUUCCAUGGAAUAAAAUGAACCGGAAUAUUCACCUUAAUUACAUUAGCCCUAAUUGUUUUUGGAGAAUACAGAUAUGUGUUUUCAGCCUAUUUCUGCCAUGGCUCAGUUGUAAACAUUUUUCUGUUUCCUUUGGGGCCCAUACAGAUUUCUUGGGCCAAGUCCGAUGUAGUAAUGUGCAUUAUAAAUCAAUGAUAGCUUUUUGGUGACUCAUUAUUAAUGUCUGGAAGCUUGGAAGAAUGGAAGUUAAAAGAGAUGA
Messenger RNA from Lagenorhynchus albirostris (white-beaked dolphin), 2278 nucleotides. RefSeq names its product transmembrane protein 229A (gene TMEM229A). The coding region runs from base 1 to 1113 and encodes 370 amino acids. The transcript has a single exon. The record is from RefSeq and is a predicted model, not a curated record. NCBI's taxonomy places the organism in Eukaryota, Metazoa, Chordata, Mammalia, Artiodactyla, Delphinidae.